This is a messenger RNA of Cloeon dipterum, 1353 nucleotides long. It is a transcript of the gene TORIP, whose product is annotated as Torsin interacting protein. The transcript has 4 exons. Gene Ontology annotation, molecular function: ATPase activator activity. Gene Ontology annotation, biological process: membrane organization. The record is from RefSeq and is a predicted model, not a curated record. Lineage: Eukaryota; Metazoa; Arthropoda; Insecta; Ephemeroptera; Baetidae. Gene Ontology annotation, cellular component: membrane. The coding region runs from base 151 to 1098 and encodes 315 amino acids.
GUGAGAUAGUUGAGAGUAAAAUCGGUGUGUGAUAUCCAUAGAGAUGUGUGUUGUACCAGCACCAGCUCUGUGGAGAGUUGGGCAAACCCGGGAAAUUUCGCAAACGAAGCUGCUAGUGCUGCUGCCGAAAACGGAUCCAAUCCUGUCAAAAUGCAAACGAGAUCGCAGAGCAAGUCGCCUGCUGUUGCCAAGUACGAUGGCGGAGGAAAUCAGGAGCAUUUACAAAGGGGUGAUGGAAAAACUGGCAAAAAGAAACCAUCAGCAAACGUAGAGCCCAUGUACUAUAAUGAAACCAACUCGAAACUAAUCGAGGAGCUAACUAAUAUUGACGAUGAUAAGCUAAAAGCGAACCCCCAACCUCAAGCAAGCAAUCGAACAAAUGGUACUCAAAAUCCCAUAAAGUCCUCUGCGUGGUGCCCAAAAAUGACAUUUUUCAUCACUGCUAUUGCAAUAGCAAUAGCUAUUGCAAUAGCAAUAGCUCCUUUUGCAAUAUUGCAAUUAGCAAUAGCAAUAAAACCGUGCUACUUCUUGAAAGAAGGACCAGCGACUGAACUUUAUAAACCUGCGUUUGAUGAACAAAUCAAAAUUAUUCGAAGCCAGUUUCCAAGCCAAAAGCAAAAAUCCUGGAAUACUUUGGUUGCUGGUGCCUACGAUUUUAUCGACAACACUGAACGGCCUCUGAUCGUCCUCAUGCAUGGAUACAACAAGAAUACAAUGAACUGCUUAGGCCGACGGUAUAUGGAGGCUCUGAACAAGACUGUUACCACAAAAGAUGCAGCACAUCUGCAAGCUGGAGAUUACGGGGAGAUAGUGAAAAUCAUAAAAGACUCACUGGAGAGAUCUGGUGGACUAUUACUUACCGACCUUGAGAGCUUAGACGCCAAAAUGGCUAUGGCACUACAUAAUGUUUGUGAUAAAGAGACGCCUUUGGUGAAGAACUCAAUAGUGGUGAUAACUGCUGGUCGAACUCUUGAUGAUAUUGUAAAAGUUUGGGCUAAGCACAUUGAGGAUGACAAAUUAGUCGCCCUGGUGACAAGGAUUAGGGACAGGGUUAUAACCGUGUUGCCUGAGGAAAAUUUGCCCUGCGACUUAAACUAGUUUUGGAAACCUAAAUUCAGGUGACAGUGUGUGCUAAAUAUUAUUUUUAAAGGUGCCAUGUGAGAAUGAAACAAAGUUUCCCUCUUUAAAUCUAUCAUUAUUGACAGGAACUUAUGAGUAUUAAAACAUUGUACAACUUUUUUACAACAAAGAUUUUUAUUUAUCUUUUGAAUUACACGAACGCUUGCCUUUUUAUUUCCUACAUGACUACAUAAGUGGGGGCUGUGAGAACACCACAGUUGUUGUCCUUUUGGG